Theobroma umbraticum is the source of this 1770-nucleotide messenger RNA. RefSeq names its product F-box/LRR-repeat protein At5g63520-like. Gene Ontology annotation, molecular function: protein binding. Gene Ontology annotation, biological process: positive regulation of proteasomal ubiquitin-dependent protein catabolic process; protein polyubiquitination. The record is from RefSeq and is a predicted model, not a curated record. Lineage: Eukaryota; Viridiplantae; Streptophyta; Magnoliopsida; Malvales; Malvaceae.
AUGGGUUGUUUGGCUGCAGUAAACGAUGAUAUUCUUCAAAACAUACUCUCCAGGUUGCCAGCUUUAUCCUUCGCAUGGGCUGCCUGCGUUAGCAAAUCCUGGAACAAAGUCUGCGAUAGAGUUCUUUCUCGCCCGAAGCUUGUCUCUGCACUCUCUCUCAACCCAUCUCUUCCUGAUGCUGUGAAAGAGGUUCUUGAGAAGGUUCUCUCCUCUCCAAUUCGUCCACAGUUUGCCAUUGCCUCUAUUGGCUUGCAGUUUAGCUUGGAAGAGGCUCAUCAACUUAUCACUGAAAAACUGGGCUCCAGAACACCGGUCAUUACCAAUGCUACAUUUGGAAUUAUUGGCAGAGAUGCUCUUACUAAUACAAUGAAAGAGGUCAGGUGGAACUUCGAUCCUGAGGAGGAUAAUUCAAAUUCUCAAGGAUCCGACGCUGCUAGCAAUUUCAACCGAGGAAUUGUUCUCAUUGUUGGAUUUCUACCUGGACUAAAGGUUGAUACCAUCCCGUUAUUACGACCAAAGAGGGAGCCCCGAUUUACCAUGAUUGACAAAUUUAUGAUGGACAUAAGGGAUUAUACAGCUUCUGUUUCUGGCUGUAUUGCUCCAGCUGGGAUCAUACUGUUUGGAGAUCAACACACUGACAUGACACCUGUUCUCGCAGAGAUUGAUUGUGCUAUGCCUGAGGAAACAGUAAUUGUAGGGGAUGCAAGUAGCCGCUUCUUGUUCAGAAGUGGCGGUAAUUCUCAGAGUUCCAUCACUGAUCUGUACUAUUUUGAUGCCGUUGCUCUUGUAUUUGCAGGGGAUAAAGAUAAGCCUCAUGGUAUAGGAGAGACUCGAUUCCAUGUGACAUUGUCAACAGGUGUAAUGCCCUUUGGUCCUGAGCUCAGGGCAGUUUCUGUAACAAGCAAAGGCUCAGAAUGUUCAUGGCUCACUGCCUGCAUGAAUGGAUACGAUGAGAUAUUAGAUAGCCAGAGGCUUUUGGAUGAUAUUAGUGAUGAGAUGGAUGAUGAGUCUACUGAUUUGUACAUUGGGGUUAUUCAGAAAAGACCAUCCUCCAUUGAGCCGGAGAAAUUGGAACUAAGAACAUACUUGGCCUUUUAUGAAGUUUUAGGGGGAGACGAAGAGUAUUUAGUUGUUGAUGGUGUUGGCAUAAGACCUGGAGAUACAUUCCUGUUCUACCAUUCGGACUCGGACACUGCAUCAUCAUCCUGCCUUAAUGCCUUUGAAAACCUCAAAGUUCUGAAGGCAGCUUCGAGUUCCAAAACCCGCUACUCCAUCAGGGAUGUUGCUGCUGCUGGUGGUGGUGGCGAUGGCAAUGGCGAAGUCUUUGGAUGCUUGAUGUUCUCUUGCCAUUACCGUGGUGAAUCAUAUUUUGACAGCUUCCCAUUCUACAGUAACUUCCCUGGUGCUCCACUUGCAGGAGUGGUCUGUAAUAAGGAAAUCGGCCGUGACUCGACAGGCUCCUCAACUUCAAUGUGGCAGCAAGCAAAAGGAGAAAGCCCAGCUCGUUGCUCCCUGCAUGUUUGCACCACAGUUUAUUUGGUGUUGUCAUUUGUUCCACCAUCUCCAGAUCAUUGAAUAAUUGGACAGCUUCUCCUUGUAAUAAUGCCUGUAUGCAACUCGUCUGGAGUUUUGACUCUUGUUUUCUGUAAUAGUUGCUCGGUUUCCAGGCUGUUGAGCCAAAUUUGGAGUGUUUUAGACUGUCAACAUCUCCGUUUUGUUCUAGUUUCUUUCUUAUCGGAAGAUAAGGCAAAAGGAAAUGUUGCUUGAAAA